AUGUCUAAAUCCGCAAAUGAAGUAGUUUUUGCUUGUAUAAAACUUCCAGUGAAACGUAAAACUGGCUACAAAAACAUGUUGAGACAGGAUUUCAUAUUUCAGAUGGAUAACGAAAACAGCAUAAAAGACAUGGACUGCUGCAUUUGUCUCAACAAGUUGAUUAGCGCACCAGAUGUUGUCUUCUUAAGAAAAUGUAAACAUCAGUUUCAUUUGACGUGUUUAAAGGAUAUCUAUCUAAACACCGCAAAGUUGAAAUGUCCAUUAUGCAGACUGAUGUAUCGGUUAGAAUAUGGAAACUGUUUAGAGGGUGUUCUCGAGGUGAAAACUAGCGGAGAUGAAAUGAGGAUGCAUUUUAAAAUAUCAGAAUUUAAUUGCAUCAUCUGCUUAAAAAACAAUGAUGAAGGUAAAUGCUUGAUGAACCUUCUAAUGAAAUCUUGGCAGAGGCAACUAUUGGACAGGAAUAUUUUGGAAUCUUUUCAGAAAAAUAAUUUAGACAAUAAACUAGAUGUUAUCAAAUCGACUUUAGAAGAUUUGAAUGUUUUUGAAAACAAGUUAAACGAAAACUUGGAUGACACGCCCGACGAAAUUCCAGAAAAUAAAUACUUCAAAAAAAUCUUGGAAACUUCCAUUUCAGAUUUAGAGGUUCAUUUUGGUUUGAGACAACCAGGUGAUGAUAACCCCAUCAAUUACGACGAUGAUCCGUAA
Molecule: messenger RNA, 705 nt
Organism: Helobdella robusta
Lineage: Eukaryota; Metazoa; Annelida; Clitellata; Rhynchobdellida; Glossiphoniidae
Exons: 1
Coding region: 1-705 (234 amino acids)
Biological process (GO): protein ubiquitination; Notch signaling pathway
Cellular component (GO): nucleoplasm
Molecular function (GO): ubiquitin protein ligase activity
Source: RefSeq, a predicted model, not a curated record